This is a messenger RNA of Budorcas taxicolor (takin), 2900 nucleotides long. RefSeq names its product hydroxysteroid 17-beta dehydrogenase 12 (gene HSD17B12). The record is from RefSeq and is a predicted model, not a curated record. Gene Ontology annotation, molecular function: oxidoreductase activity. NCBI's taxonomy places the organism in Eukaryota, Metazoa, Chordata, Mammalia, Artiodactyla, Bovidae. Gene Ontology annotation, cellular component: endoplasmic reticulum. The coding region runs from base 86 to 1024 and encodes 312 amino acids. The transcript is spliced from 11 exons.
CUUCGCCGUCACCGCUGCGCGUCUUCCUGGAUUCAUUCAUUCGUUUUUUUUCAUUCACGAAGGUAGUGAGGCCUGGUUGAAAGCCAUGGAGAGCGUUUUGCCUGCCACCGGUUUCCUGUACUGGGUGGGCGCCGGCACCGUGGCCUACCUGGCCCUGCGUAUCUUGUGCUUGCUCUUCACGGCCGUUCGGGUCUGGGGUUUGGGUAACGAGUCGGGGGUCGGACCGAGGCUCGGUGAAUGGGCAGUUGUCACAGGUAGUACUGAUGGAAUUGGAAAAUCAUAUGCAGAAGAGUUAGCAAAGCGUGGAAUGAAAAUUGUCCUUAUCAGCAGAUCACAGGACAAACUGAACCAGGUUUCCAGUGAGAUAAGAGAAAAAUUCAAAGUGGAAACAAAGACCGUUGCCGUUGACUUUACGUUAGAAGAUAUUUAUGACAAAAUUAAAACAAGCUUGGCAGGUCUUGAGAUUGGUGUUUUAGUGAACAAUGUGGGAAUGUCAUAUGAGUAUCCGGAAUACUUUUUGGAUGUUCCUGACUUGGACAGUACCAUCAAGAAACUGAUAAAUGUUAAUGUCCUUUCUGUUUGCAAGAUGACACGGCUGGUCCUGCCUGGCAUGGUAGAAAGAUCUAAAGGGGUAAUUCUGAACAUCUCCUCGGCCAGUGGCAUGUACCCAGUCCCGCUGUUGACCAUCUACUCUGCAACCAAGGCUUUUGUGGAUUUCUUCUCUCAAUGCCUCCAUGAGGAAUAUAAGAGCAAGGGCAUCUUUGUGCAGAGUGUCCUGCCCUACUUUGUUGCAACCAAACUGGCUAAAAUUCGAAAGGCAACUUUGGAUAAGCCCUCUUCGGAGACAUUUGUGAAGUCUGCCAUUAAAACCAUCGGCGUGCAAUCCCGGACCAAUGGAUACUUCAUCCAUUCUCUUCUGUUCUCAGUAGCCUCAAUCCUGCCUUCCUGGUUGUAUCUUAAAGUGAGCAUGAAUGUGAACAAAUCCAUCCGGGCUCGCUAUUUUAAAAAAAUGAAGAAGAACUGAGCACUGGUAACACCUUCGAGUAACUCGGCAGAUGCGCCAGCUAAGCGUGUUUUCUGCAAGGCACCCACCAUUUCCAAAUCUUCAGUUGUCAUGCUUAUUAACAGUUACUGAUAAAGCUAAAUGUUGUCAUAAUUAGGAGGAAAACAGAGGUUGCUUUCAGGAGUUCCUGACAUAUGUUCUGGAUGCCACCGGGAGUUAUUUUGAAGUUUAACAUAAAUGCUCAUAUCAAAUGGAUAUAGAACUAACAUUAGCAAGAACUGCUUACUAUUAAUAGAAGGAACAUGAUUCUAGCAAAUCAGUGAAUGAUAGAGUCAGACAUAAGGCUAAACAGUUUCAUCUGGUCGAAAAUGCCAGUGAUGAUUAUUCAGUAUUUACACUGAAAUGUACUUUUAAAAAGUAAUGGCCAGCUCCUUUUUUUUUUUUUUUUUUUUUGGUUUUGUUUUUAACUUUUUAAGGGAGUGGGGAUUCAUUGAUAUGGGAAGACACACUGCAAUCUGCAGAGCACGCUGUAAGGUUUUCUAAAAGUAUGUUUGUACAUUUAUAUAGAACUUUCUUUCCUUUUGCAAGGGUAGCUAACGAUGUAAAAAUAAUGGAGUUAUUUUUGACACAUGAUGCCCACUAAAAUACGCUUUCCUCUAAUACAGAUGUCUUCUCAGUUUAAACGUGUGUAAACACUGAAUGCUCUGUGGUAUGAUUUCUAAAGGUAAACAGGCCAAAAUGUACACUGAUGGGCAGCCCUUCCAGUGCCGCUAAAUCCCUGACCCAGGAAGGCAGCCUUCUUGGACCCCAGGUUCUUUGUUUCUGCACCGCACCAAUACUGCUCACGUGGGUGACACCAGGCCACUCCUAGGACAGUGAUGAUGCUAGGGAAGUGGUAUUACACUUUUAAAUAGGUACCCUAUAGGUACUGAUACAAUUAGUUUUAAUGAAAGAUGAUAUAAUGGUGAUGUUGAUUGAAAAUGUAUUUCUUUGGUGCUUGAAAUUAAGGCCAUUUUUGCACUGGUUUAAUAUAAAUUAAGACUUUUAUCCUGCUACGUACCUAACUUGUUUGGGGAACUUGCUAGGAAAUUAAUUCAGUGUUGUGGAAUAUGCAAGAAGGCAGAUCUUUACCUAGGCUGUGGUUCCCAGAUUCUGAGUUUUAAGCACCAGGAAAUUUGCAAAACAAAACAAAACAAACAGGCAUUUUAAUUGGCGUAUUUAAAAGUGUUUCUAGCUUUUAAACUUGCCAGCCAAGGACAUUGGGGGAAAAAAAAAAACACAGAAAAACCUAAAUCACCAUCUGCCAUUGGCAUCAUUCUAUAAAAGUAAAGAAACGUUAGUACCCUUAAAAUAGGAAGAACAUAAUCUCAGAAUAAAAAAUAGUCAUUUAAAUUGAAUAAAUUUAGCUUUGCAAAAAACACUUUGCGUUUCUUAUACUUUGCCACCUUAUACUUGUCAAAACUUUUGGAUUAAAGAAGACGAAAGGAACAUGCAAAAGACAUGAUCUUGGGUUGGAUCCUGGUUGAGAAAAAUUUUUUUUUCUUCUACUAAGGACAAUUUUGAGACAAUUUGUGAGAUCUGAGUAGUCUGAAGAUUAGAUAAUAGCUUUAUAUCAAUGUUAAUUUCCUGAGUUUGAUCAGUGUACUGUGGUUACUUAAGAAAAAGUUCUUGUUUUUUAGGAAAUACACACUAGAGCAUUUAUGGAUAAUGGGACAUUAUAUAUGCAACUUAAUCGAAAAAGAUUCAGAAAAAAUAUGUAUACAGAAAAUGAUAAAGCAAAUGUGUUAGUAUGUUAACAUUUGGAGAAUCUAAGUGAAAGAGAAAUGGAAAUUCUUAGUGCUGUUUUGCAAAUUUUCUGUAAAUCUAAAGUUAUUUCAAAAUAAAAAGUUAAAUCUUU